Messenger RNA from Brachypodium distachyon (stiff brome), 1525 nucleotides. RefSeq names its product putative HVA22-like protein g. The transcript is spliced from 7 exons. Lineage: Eukaryota; Viridiplantae; Streptophyta; Magnoliopsida; Poales; Poaceae. The record is from RefSeq and is a predicted model, not a curated record. Bases 237 to 1097 code for a protein of 286 amino acids.
GUUUAAUCGUUUUAUCCCCAAAACCCAAAUCCGAACCCCUCUUUUGAAUUCCCUCCCCCUCGUCCUCGCCGCCGACCCGGCUCGGCACGGCGGAGCCUUGCUUCCUUGCAGAAGCUUCCCGUCUCCCUCUACUGCUCCGGCGAAUACCUCCCUCGCCGCUGCCGCGGCCCCUGCCGCAUCCCAGUUUCGAGCGUGAUCGGGGCCGUUGCUUGCCGCGGGAGGAAAGGGCUCUCAAGAUGGUUGGUUCAUUCAUCACCAGAGCUUUAAUACUUGUCCUUGGGUAUGCAUAUCCAGCUUAUGAUUGCUACAAGGCGGUGGAGCUGAAUAGGCCUGAGAUUGAGCAGUUGCGGUUCUGGUGUCAGUACUGGAUUUUACUUGCAAUGCUAACUGUUUUUGAGAGAGUUGGGGAUAAUUUCGUAUCAUGGUUACCGAUGUAUAGUGAAGCAAAGCUGGCAUUUAUCGUGUAUCUGUGGUAUCCCAAGACACAGGGGACUGCCUAUGUGUAUGAGUCGUUCUUCAAGCCGUAUAUUGCAAAACAUGAAUCUGAGAUUGAUCGCAAUCUUCUUGAGUUGAGGACUAGAGCUGGUGACAUGGCAGUUUUUUACUUCCACAAGGUUGCAGACUACAGCCAGACAAGGUUCUACGAAAUCCUGCAAUAUGUUGCUUCGCAGUCACACACUCAAAGAUCUCGCUCUCAGGCACAGCAACAACAGCAGCGUCCACCACCUCCACGUACUCGGCUGGCGAAUCCCACGCCACCACCUGUUCCUACACCAUCAGCGCCUCCACAGCCGGCCCAAGUCCCUCCUACGCCGCCAAGGAUGCAAGCGCAAGAUAAUCCCCCAGUUCCAGUUGCCCCACCCGGUGCAGUGCCACCUGCCCAGCCACAGACACCUUCCGAUCCUGAUACAAUCACCAGCAACGGCCCUCCAAACACCGAAGCUAUGCCGGUUGAUCCUCCCGGCCCAUCGACAAGCAGCAUGCCACUGCUUCCUAAGAUGCCUGAAGAGGAGAAGACGCUCAUUGAGGAGGCGAUCCGGUUGACUCGGGGCCGUCUCAGGAGGCGUCUGGGUGGAUCUGGACCUCCGCCGAACUAGUGCCCAGCAAGAAUCGUUCAAUACGAGCUUUCACAAAAGCUCGACCGAUCAUGGGGAUGACACAACAGGGAAAUUGCUGGGUUGGUCCGUCAGACAUGACUGAAUUAACUCUGAAUUGCACGGCUGCACGUACUUUCGCGUUUCCUCAUGCAAACGACCUGAUCCUGGAUAUUGUAUAUAAAUCCAUCCAUCCUAGUAGGGGUUAAACGCUGUGAUGUCAAUAGACCUGUAGUGUAGCAAGUCGGUAGAAAAAGAUGGUCAAGAGGCUCGGUGAAAUCGGUUCCAGAUUACUUGUGCUCCAAAUUUGGUUGAAAGUUUACUUGUGCUGUGCUAUAUCAAAGCUGUUCGAAACUGAAACGGAACUAUUUUGUAUGAAACUCGACUGCUAGGCAGGAAGCAUUUUGAAUGAAACGGAAUCGGGUGCCAAA